AUGCCCGUGAGGCACCCUUCAGAUGUGGUGUGCGUGAAAGGGGAAGUUCAGAAGGCAGUGAAUACUGCUCAGGGGCUGUUCCAGAGAUGGACAGAACUCCUACAAGAUCCGUCAACAGCUACAAGAGAAGAAAUUGACUGGACCACUAAUGAGCUAAGGAACAACUUAAGGAGUAUUGAGUGGGAUCUUGAAGAUUUAGAUGAAACAAUUAGCAUUGUUGAAGCAAAUCCUCGGAAAUUCAACCUUGAUGCAACAGAACUGGGUGUGAGAAAAGCCUUCAUCACAAGCACCCGGCAGGUGGUCAGGGAUAUGAAGGAUCAGAUGUCAAAUACUUCUGUCCAAGCACUGGCUGAAAAGAAAAACAGGCAGGUGCUUCUGGGAGAAAGUAGAACUCACAGCUGGAGUUCUGGGGCUGAUAAAUACAGCCGCUUGGAUCGAGAAUUGCAGUCUGCAAAUUCGCACUUCAUUGAAGAGCAGCAAGCACAGCAGCAGUUAAUCAUUGAUCAGCAGGAUGAACAGUUGGAGCUGGUCUCUGGCAGUAUUGGAGUACUAAAGAAUAUGUCCCAGCGCAUUGGAGGGGAGUUGGAUGAACAAGCUGUCAUGUUGGAUGACUUCUCUCAUGAGCUGGACAGCACUCAGUCACGACUAGAUAAUGUUAUGAAGAAACUUGCAAAAGUGUCUCAUAUGACUAGUGAUCGAAGACAGUGGUGUGCAAUUAUCAUCCUCCUUGUUAUCCUUCUGGUGGUGCUUAUUCUAUUUUUUGUGCUGUGAUAGUUUGGGGCUCAGAUUCUUUUCCCAACUCCUUUUGUGCAGACAUUUCAGGACACUGUUGCUGUCCACCAGAGAGAAUUCUCAUUGUGGAAAAUACCUUAUGAGAGUUUGAUACUGUGCUCUGCCCUGGAUGGAUAUCAGUGACAUAACUCUCUGUCCUUAUGGUUCUUCUUCUCAUGAUCCUCAUCAUAUUGCUCAAGGAAGAAAUGGACCAUUCACAUAUACCCAAAUUCCACUAACACUGGAAGUGGUUCCCCUGGAUUGAGACAUUGGACUCUUUUCCAAUGCUCUACUGUGGGACAGGUGGUUUAGGAUGGAAGAAACUGUGUGUGAUCUCAUUUCCAUCCUGUUGCAGGUAUGAGCCACCAGAUGCCUUUUGUCUGCUUAUCAUAACAGGUCUCUUGGCAAUGUUAAACCAGCAUACACAUAUGUAUGCACUCACACACAAGCAGAUCUUGCAGAAACUAUUCCAUUGCCUACAAGAUUCCUUUCACAGGCCUUUUGCACAGCCAUGCCUGCCAAAUAAUCAUGGAUCUUUACAGGAGAAAAAAGGCCAGUUAGAGCAGCCACUGAAUUCACACUGUGAAUAUUUGUUUUCUCCAGAAUAGGAUUGUGCACUUGAAAAUGUCAAAGGUACAUAGUUCAGUGCCCAUUGUUGUAAUGCUAAAUAAUGUUAAAUAGAACAAUAGAAAGUUACACACGGAGAAUGGGAGGAAAACGGCAGGCCUGUAUGUGCUGAAACAAAACUAAAAUCAGUCUCAGUACCCUUGAAACCAGGGGAAAUGGCAAAUAGAGUUGUAACAAGUCUGGGCAUUGGACUGGAAUUCAGUUUUGCUUCAGAGAGGCAGACUGGCCCUAGCAGGCUAGUACAAGACAUAAGCAAAAUCUGUACAAGUCUGUGUUGUCGUACAUCAGACAGCUGUAGUGACUCCACUUUUCAGAGCUGUAAUCUCAUUUUUUACUGCAGUGUAGAAGAGAAACUCAGUAGGCGUACUGUAGUUGCUAAAAUCAUGCGCUUUUUUGGGGGGGGGGAGUGAAAUAUUUGUGGCUUUGAAUAUCAGUUCUGAAAAAAGAAGCUUCAAUUUGGGUCCUGCUAAUUUAAGAAACACUUCUGUCUGGGUAGCUGUCAAGAUUUAACCUUUAAGUGCAGGAGUGGGAGAAAUGGUUUCUGCUCAAUUGAGGGCCUCUUCCUUCUGUCUUGUGUAUAUAUCAUGGGGAGAAUAUAUACUCCCCUGGAUGCACAAGCACACAAGGAAACAAAGUUGCACAGCUCCUUUCGUGUUUUCAAAACUUAAAUGUACGUAGCAAAAUGCUCUCCAAAAGAAUAUGGAAGCAUUCCAGUCCUUUGAUGAUAGAAUAAUUUUGCCAUUAUUUUGCCAUUUUGAUAAUUGGGUGGAAUUAUCGUAGACUAAUAAACAGAUAGGAUCAUGGUUGCUCCUGGAUCCUAUCUCUGGACACUUCCCUACUAAGGCCUAUUAACAGGCAGAGGAAACUCCAUUUCCCUCGGUUCUGUCAUAAGGUGGUUUAUUUGAACUUACAAGAUCAUCACUUCCUUUCAAAAAUGAAUCUGGUAUGAACUUUUGGAAAGUUCUGUCUAGACAUCAUGGUGACAAAAAAGGAAUAUUUUGGAAGGUAAUGUGUGUUCCUUCACUAAUUUCCAAGUGUGGUCAACCAGCCCUGUGCUCUUUGUAGUUCCCUCUUGCUUAUUUUGCUAGGAGUGGAGAUCCUGGAUUCCUGCCAAAGUCCUUUUAGGCAUUAAUAUGUCUCAAUUGGACUCCAUUUCCUUUAAGAAACCCACAUGCUAAAAGUUGUCAAUGCCCAGUACAAUGAUUGGUGUGAAAAGCUCCGUUUCAUUUGCAUCCAGUGAAAUCUACACCAAUGAGAUUCAUAUAUUCUAUCCCCAUUAUUACUUCUGUAAGAUCUUAAUUAUCUGAAGAUUUUUAUCUGAGCAUGUGGAACCUGUGGGUUCUUUUUUUCUGCUCUGAUGUUUAUGUCAGGCUAAUUAGAGGCAUUUAGUUUGUAUGAAGUUUUACUGAUUACAUUUCUAACAUUAUUUCAGUACAGCAAUCCUCAGGUUAAGAACAUCCAACUUAAGGACAACUCGUACUUACAAACGGGCUGCCUGUUACUAAAAAUCGUGGAUGGCAUUCUCCUUCCUCAAGCUGACGAACCACUGAAGCUGCGCAUUUUUAAUAUACAGCCUGUUUUCAGCAGUUCAUGAAACAUUGUGCUGCUUCAGCAGUUCAUCAACUUGAGGAAGGAGAAUACUGUCAGCCAUUUUUAGUAAUAGGCAUCCCAUUCAUAAGUACAAGUUCUGACUUACGUAAAAAUUUGAGUUAAAGGCAAGUUGCCUAUGCUGCAAUUGCUAAACUGACUUUGGGUGGAGAUAUGUGGGUUGAAAACAUGCUUCUUCCAGCAUUGAGUAGGAGAGGCUUCCAAUCUCCCUAUGUAUUCCCAAUAUGAAAGUGCUGAUUUCUUCAUAACGUGGUUGUUGGUCUGCUUGAACAGCUAGAGGCAUUGUAGGUCCAGUUUUCCAUCUCUUUUUUAUACCUGCUGGUUUAGAAGCAUGUAAAAGAGCCCAACAACUGUGUUUUCUUUUUAGAUACAGAUAUCUCUCCCCCAUUCCUCAGGCCACCCUUUGAUCCUAGAAUAAGGAUUCCAGAUUCUUUUCAGGUUUAAUUAGUUUCCAUAUUCUGAUGAAAUAAUCAGAAGUUGAUUGAGACAAAUCUCAGUAGAGUCAUAGCUGCUGCCUCACCUUCUUUGCUCCCAGAAAAGUGAUCAAUAAGAACAACAGAGUAGUACUCCUGAGCAAAGAGUUUAGAUAGGUAGGGGCUAGCCAAAGGAGUCAGUGUUUCCUCUGAAAUAGGUAAAAAGAAUAAGAUAUCUUGAAAGCCAAGUGAAACACUUUGGUGCAAAUUUCUCUAUAAAAAAAGAAAUGGAAAGAGUAUGAUUCCAUGAUACUGGUCAAUGCUAUGUGUGCUUCAGAAGCUUUUGCAAUGUGUAGGAAGAGUGUACUGUAGCUGGACACAAAAAUCCGGACAAUCAUGUGGUGGCAACAAAUAGAAAACUCAGUCUUCAUUGCCAGCUAGUGGUCAUAUGGAUUCUUGCAGGACCGGAAUAGCACAGCUAUUGUCAGGCUUCCCUAGCAGGUUUCCCUGAAGAUAGGAAGUCUGUAAUUUUAUUUAUUUGCCAUAAUUUCCCCUUCACUUGCAUAAUUUUAAUUCCUCACUCCAACUGCAUAUGUCUUGCAGUAAAUCUGUCUGGAAAACAAUGCUUUCAGACAUGAUCUCUUGAAUGUUCUCCGGGCAUUGGGUUUAAAAUCCAAGAGUACUUUCUUAACUAUUACUUAAAGAUGUAUGUUACAGACUCACCUUUAGACAGUAGUAAGAAUUGAACCUAAUUCAAAACUCUUUUAACAUUCUGCAGCAUGUAUCAUCAGAAUAUUUUAAUGUUUUUUUUUUAAAAAUAACUUUUUUGUAAUGCUUAAGCUCUUAAUAUUUUCAAGGGAGUGCUGACACUCCACCUUUCUGCAGUGCUGUGCUUGUGUGAAUUAUGUGGCUUUUGCCUUGAAAUCAUGGUUGUACUUAAUCUCUCUUCUGACCCACCCCCUUACACUUCUCUAAAGAGGGAAAGUAUUGAGCUAACAAAAGUCUCUGUAGCUCUGAAUGUCCUCCUUUGAAUGACUACCUUUUCAGUACUGCUAUAACAAAGGGAAUCUUUGUAUAUCUGGGCAAUUCUGGUGCGGCUGCUAUUCAGAACAAGCCGGGUUUUUGUUGUGAACUGAAUUCCACGAAACAACUAUUUUGAGAUAUGAGGCUGGAAGUGCUGCUUGGGAAACAAAAGAAGUAUCUCCAUCCCAUGCCACUUCUACGGGAGGACAAAGCUUCGUUGCUCCAGGUGCUUCCACGGCUGAGGAUGCAAACUGAUCCAGUCUAAAAGAUGACAGCAUACAUGGAUCCACUCCUAAGAAAAUGAUUGUUUUAAUUUUCUAUGUUUGGAGUUGAACAAUGGAUUCGACAGGAAAAAAAGACAUGUUUUAGAAAGAUACACUCAUUUCCAGAUUGUGUGCCAGGUCAUUUAAAUAUAACUUGCAAUAAGCACUACUAAA
Python bivittatus (Burmese python) is the source of this 4879-nucleotide messenger RNA. The record is from RefSeq and is a predicted model, not a curated record. NCBI's taxonomy places the organism in Eukaryota, Metazoa, Chordata, Lepidosauria, Squamata, Pythonidae.